This is a messenger RNA of Peronospora belbahrii, 270 nucleotides long. NCBI's taxonomy places the organism in Eukaryota, Oomycota, Peronosporomycetes, Peronosporales, Peronosporaceae. The record is from the annotation of a GenBank genome assembly.
AUGGACAGCUAUUUCAACGAUAAUUUACCUAAAUGUGGACACAGAAGAAAGUACCUGAUUAACGCAGUGCCGAGAGAAAUUGCGUUUGCUCAUUCAAUGUUGAAGCAUUGUAUGCAGCAUUUUGUUGCUGCAAUGGAGAAGGAGUUGGAGGUAGAGCGCACUAAUGGAGACAUAUUGCCAUCGGCGUGUAAACAGCGGCUACAACAGUGGCCAUGCUACGUAUUGGAUGCAUACAUAUGCAAGGCUCUCGCUAAGCUGUUACUGGACUAA